CACAUCCAUCACGUCAAAUCCUCGCCUCCCGCCCAGCCCGUCCGCCCCAAUUGACCCCGGGACGUCAAGUCAAUUGACACUCCUUCGAAUCUCCCCUCCUCCUCGAACAUCCUCCUCGACAUAAUGGCCCACGCACUCAUCGCGCGACGCCAGCUCGCCUCCGCUGCCAGCAGCAGAGCUAGCAUCCUCGGCCUGGUUCAACAGAGAAGCUACGCGACACCUCAUGGACCCCCUCCCGCCAACUUCCGAACGAGCAAGCCUGUGCAGUGGACCUGGGACAGGGAGAGCACCCUCGAUCGCAUGGGAAAGUUUUUCCUCAUGACGGAGAUGGCGAGGGGCAUGUAUGUUCUGCUCGAGCAGUUCUUCCGACCACCUUAUACGAUUUACUACCCUUUCGAGAAGGGCCCUAUUUCUCCUCGAUUCCGUGGCGAGCACGCCCUUCGACGAUACCCCUCCGGUGAAGAGCGAUGCAUUGCCUGCAAGCUUUGCGAGGCUAUUUGCCCCGCCCAAGCCAUUACCAUCGAGGCUGAGGAGCGAGCUGACGGAUCCCGCCGAACAACCAAGUACGAUAUUGACAUGACCAAGUGCAUUUACUGCGGUUUCUGCCAGGAGUCCUGUCCCGUCGACGCUAUCGUUGAGUCGCCCAACGCCGAGUACGCCACCGAGACCCGAGAAGAGCUUCUUUACAACAAGGAGAAGCUUCUCUCCAACGGAGACAAGUGGGAGCCUGAGCUUGCAGCUGCUAUCCGCGCCGACUCACCAUACCGAUAAACGAUACGAAAAGGACAGGGAGAAGAGGAAAGCAUGGUUUUUAUGUUGUUUUGUUUGUUGCCUCGGGUCGUUUGAGACGUCGCUUUUGAAGGAACAGGAUCUUCUUUUUUUUUUUUUUUGGUGGAAAGGCGGCAUGGGAUACGAUGAGGCUUCAGACGGAAGGGAGAGAUGGGUGUACAUAAUCUAGAUGUCCAAAAAUGCCCCUUUGUCACUCAAUUGGUUGGUUUGUGUGAAGCUGAAGGCGGGAGAAGUCAUGGUCAAGAGAAGCAGUGUACAAUUUGGGCACGGUGAUGAGGUCAGUUGUGAUCACUAACGGGAGUUUCAGCACAUCCACAUCAACAUCAUAAUCAUGAUUCAUU
Molecule: messenger RNA, 1130 nt
Organism: Fusarium oxysporum Fo47
Lineage: Eukaryota; Fungi; Ascomycota; Sordariomycetes; Hypocreales; Nectriaceae
Product: NuoI/complex I 23 kDa subunit family protein
Exons: 5
Coding region: 124-771 (215 amino acids)
Biological process (GO): mitochondrial electron transport, NADH to ubiquinone; mitochondrial respiratory chain complex I assembly
Cellular component (GO): membrane
Molecular function (GO): NADH dehydrogenase activity; 4 iron, 4 sulfur cluster binding
Source: RefSeq, a predicted model, not a curated record